Diaporthe amygdali is the source of this 1275-nucleotide messenger RNA. Its product is annotated as tpase family aaa domain-containing protein 1. The transcript has 2 exons. The record is from RefSeq and is a predicted model, not a curated record. Lineage: Eukaryota; Fungi; Ascomycota; Sordariomycetes; Diaporthales; Diaporthaceae. Gene Ontology annotation, cellular component: mitochondrial outer membrane. The coding region runs from base 1 to 1275 and encodes 424 amino acids. Gene Ontology annotation, molecular function: ATP binding; ATP hydrolysis activity.
AUGAGCGGAAUCUUGUCCAGCUUAGCUAUGGGCGACCGCAGAGCCCGGACGUCUGACGCCGUCCUGAAUAUCGUCACUGCUGGUGCACUUGCCUUCGUCUCCUACUUCUUCGUCAAAAAUCUCCUGUCGUCAUUCGCAAACACCCUCGCCGACCCAGAGAAGGAAAAGCACGAGCAAGCCAGAAUAAAAGCGCAAGCGAACCUGUCCCGGUUACGGCGAAAUAGGAACAACGAAGAUGGAACGGACGGCACAGACUCGAGCGGUUCGCGAAAGGGGCCACGUAUCGAGGACAUUCAACUGAACGAGUACGAGGCCAUGGUCGCACUCGAGGUCGUCGCCCCAGAGGACAUCCCAGUCGGGUUUGAUGACAUCGGCGGCCUGGAGGAUAUCAUUGAGGAGCUCAAGGAAUCCGUCAUCUAUCCGCUAACAAUGCCGCACCUAUACUCACACGCCGCGCCGUUGCUUUCUGCGCCGUCAGGGGUGCUGCUCUACGGCCCUCCUGGUUGUGGCAAGACAAUGCUUGCGAAGGCGGUGGCGCAUGAGAGCGGUGCCUCCUUCAUCAACCUUCACAUAUCGACGCUGACGGAGAAAUGGUACGGAGACUCCAACAAGCUGGUCAGGGCCGUAUUCUCCCUGGCGCGAAAGCUGGAGCCGGCAAUCAUCUUCAUCGACGAGAUCGACGCGGUGCUGGGGACGCGGAGGAGCAACGAGCACGAGGCGAGCGGAAUGGUCAAGGCUGAGUUCAUGACGCUCUGGGACGGCUUGACAUCCUCGAAUGCAGCGGGAGUCCCGUCUAGGAUAUGCGUGCUCGGCGCGACGAAUCGCAUACAUGACAUUGAUGAGGCCAUCCUGCGAAGGAUGCCGAAGAAGUUCCCGGUCCCACUUCCAGACAAGGAUCAACGACGUCGCAUACUGCAGCUAGUCUUACAGGGCACGAAGCGCGACCCGUCGUUCGAGCUGGAGUACAUAGCGAAGGUCACGGCAGGCAUGUCGGGCAGCGACAUCAAGGAGGCCUGCAGAGACGCGGCCAUGAUCCCGAUGCGGGAAUCUAUUCGAGAGCAUCGAGCUUCGGGCCACUCGAUGUCUGGUAUCAGUCCCGAUCGGAUAAGAGGCCUAAAGACGGAAGACUUCUUCGGCAGGAAAGGGGGUGGCCAGAUUCUGAUGCAAAACCACGAGCGCCACUCGUCGCAAAGGGCGGCUGCUGCUGCUGCUUCCAAAUCCUCGAGCGACGAGUAUGAGGAUAUCGAGGAGCAGGUUGGUGAAGCUCCAGAUUGA